Penaeus chinensis is the source of this 2036-nucleotide messenger RNA. RefSeq names its product UDP-glucosyltransferase 2-like. The coding region runs from base 161 to 1759 and encodes 532 amino acids. The record is from RefSeq and is a predicted model, not a curated record. Gene Ontology annotation, molecular function: UDP-glycosyltransferase activity. Lineage: Eukaryota; Metazoa; Arthropoda; Malacostraca; Decapoda; Penaeidae. The transcript is spliced from 2 exons.
CCUUGGAUAUUCAGAUGCUUCUGCCCUGCACAGCAAGACAGCGCCCUUGGCAUUUCGACUAUUUUCUCUAGUGGAAGAAAAAAAGGACAAGGAAACUGGAAAGUAAACAAAGUGAACGAACGACAUUUUUCUCUGCAUAAACUCUCCAUUUGAUAUCGUGAUGAAGGUGCUCAUCGCGCUCCUUCUAGCGGCCGCCCUUGCGGAGGGCUCCCGGGUGCUGAUGGUGCUGCCCCUGGGCUCCGCCUCCCACAAGAACAUCCUGACGCCCCUAGCCGAGAGGCUGGCCCAGCGAGGACACCAGGUCACCUUCGCCUCCCUCCACGCCUCCGCCGCCCCCGCCAACGGCUCCGCGUUGCCCUACACCGACCUGGUCGCCGCCGACGCCUGGGACGUCGUGCGCAAGGUGACCGGGGGCUUCGACGUGUUCCGGAUGCGCGAGGCCGCCGGCGGCAGGGACGUCAACGCGCAGGUCAUGAAGAAGGUGGUGCGCCACCUGCCCGAGUACUGCGACGCCUUCCUGCGGGACCCCGCGCUGCAGGCCGCCUGGGCCGCGCGCCCCGACCUGGUGCUGCUGCCCGCCUUCAUGAACGAGUGCGGCCUGGCCUUCGUGCACAAGUUCAAGGCGCCCUUCAUCUACGUCACCACCUCCGGCCUGACGCCGUGGACGGCCGACCUGCUGGGCAACCCCGAGAACCCCGCCUACGUGCCCAACCAGUACCUGCCCUACGACGCCCACAUGACGCUGUGGCAGCGCACACUGAACACCCUCGUAAGAUUCAUCAGCCCGUACCUCCGGAGCCAGCUGGUGCUGAGCCGCCUCGACGGCGUGGUCCAGCGGUUCCUGGGCGACCCCACAGUGUCCCUGUCCGAGCUGGAAAAGAACGUGUCGCUGGUGCUGGUCAACUCGCACUACUCGCUGGGCCAUCCCCGCCCGCUGCUGCCCAACGUGGUGGAGGUGGGCGCCAUGCACUGCCGGCCCGCCCGCGCCCUCCAGGACGCCCCGCUGCGCCGCUUCCUGGACGCCUACGACGCGCCCGCAGUGUUCUUCAGUCUGGGCUCUGCCAUCCGCAGCGAGCAACUGCCGGCGUCCGUGCGGGACACCCUGGUGCGGGCCUUCGCGCGGCUGCCGUACCGCGUGCUGUGGAAGUGGGAGGGCGCCGCCGUGCCCGGCCUGCCGGCCAACGUGCUGACCCGCCCCUGGUUCCCCCAGCAGGACGUGCUGGGCCACGAGCGCGUGCGCGCCUUCCUGACGCACGGCGGCCUGUCGUCCAUGCAGGAGGCCGUGUACCACGGCGUGCCCGUCGUCGGCCUGCCGCUCAUGAGCGACCAGCACCUGAACGUGCGCCAGGCGGUGACCCUCGGCCUGGGGCGCGAGCUCACCCUCGAGACCUUGACGGAGGACGACCUGGUGGAAGCCAUCACGGCCGUGGUAGAGGACGAGGGCUUCCGCACGCGCGUGCACACGCGCUCACUCAUGCUGCGCGACCAGGAGACCACGCCCCUAGAGCGCGCCGUGUACUGGAGCGAGCACGUGAUGCGCUACGGCGGCGCCCCGCACCUGCAGUCCGCCGCGGCCUCCAUGCCACUCUACCAGUACCUCCUGCUGGACGUGGUGGCCGUGCUGGCCGUCGCCGCCGUCGCCGUGCUCCUGCUGCUGCGCUGGGCCGUCGUGGCCCUCGCGCGCGCCGCCCUAAGGGCGUCCAAGCGGUUUGCAGGCAGGGCUCUGCGAGUCCUGUGGAGCCACGCCAAACUGGAGUAGCUCCUUCCGCCCGAGGAGGGGACACAGAUCUCAAGCCGCACCUCAUUCGCUUUCCACCUCCGCCGACGUCACCCACAAAUCACCUGUAAAUACUGUCAUACAUUCCACCAUUAAGCAUCGCAUUCCUGUCGCCCUGUAUGAUGAGCCUGAUAUCUCAUUCAGCAGCCUCCAUCUGCAUCGUCAUCACCAGCUCCUGUUGUCACCACAUCAUUAUUUCAUACCGAUAGGAUAUUUUUGUACGUUUUAUAAGUAUGCAUGAAUAUAUUCCUAAUUAUGA